This is a messenger RNA of Desarmillaria tabescens, 2132 nucleotides long. RefSeq names its product vacuolar amino acid permease. Bases 68 to 1852 code for a protein of 594 amino acids. Gene Ontology annotation, cellular component: fungal-type vacuole membrane; plasma membrane. The record is from RefSeq and is a predicted model, not a curated record. Gene Ontology annotation, molecular function: basic amino acid transmembrane transporter activity. Lineage: Eukaryota; Fungi; Basidiomycota; Agaricomycetes; Agaricales; Physalacriaceae. The transcript is spliced from 19 exons. Gene Ontology annotation, biological process: basic amino acid transport; transmembrane transport.
CUGCGCUCUAACGUCACCGAUUUUUUACCCUUCUCCGUCGUACCCGUUCCUUUGUAACGACCACUUCAUGACCACAGAAUUUACUGAACGAGAUCCCUUACUCCCAAAAAAUGCUGACGAGGCAUCUGAAGAGAAGUGCCCAGUAGGCCCCCUCGAGAUAUCACCCGCUACGCGAUAUGGUAUCUUAGCAGGAGUAUGGACCGCUACGUUUCUGUCGUCUGUCAAUCUCACCCUCGUACCAACAAUGCUUCCAUCCAUCUCUUCCAAUUUUCACAAAUCACACCAGGCUAGUUGGCUCGGAACAUCGUAUCUGCUCGCCACAUGCACAUUUACUCCGCUUUACGGGCGUCUUUGCAAUGUCAUGGGCCGAAGAGGAGCGAAUCAGACGGCGGUGCUUUUCGCCGGCCUGGGGACGCUCGCAUGUGGCCUAUCAACUAACAUGGAGACCCUAAUUCUUGCUCGAUUCAUAUCAGGUAUAGGAGGCGGUGGUAUCUUCACGACAUCGACAAUUGUCAUCAGCGACAUGUACUCACUACGGUCGAGAGGUCUGACCCAAGGAGUUGCCAGCGUUUUCAAUGGCCUGGGAAUGGGCUUGGGUGGUCCUAUAGGUGGACUUGUCACAGAUUGGCUUGGUUGGCGUUGGGCCUUUCUGAUACAAAUUCCUUUCUUCGCUGCGUCGUUCAUCCUGACAUCGUACAACCUUCGCUACGUGACAUCGGGUAGAGGAAAGAGCACCAAGGAUAUUCUAAAGCGCAUCGACUACGCAGGCAGUCUGACUUUGCUCAUCUCCGUGGGUAGCUGCCUCUUCUUCCUCAGUACCCGCUAUAAUGCGAUACUACCUUGGUCCGAGCCGACGGUCCUUGUUCCUCUGAUCCUGUCAAUCGUUUUCUUCAUCGCCUUCAUAAUCGUUGAACUUCGAGUGGCGCGAGAACCUGUUCUGGCACCAUUUCUGUUGAAACAGCGUAUACCGGUGCUCGUGGGAUGCUCAAACUUCCUUGUCGCGCUGUGUAACUUUUCUAUUACGUUUUUCUUCCCCAUGUGGUUCCAGACGGUCCUUCUUACAAGCGCAUCCACUGCUGGGUUGCAUCUGGCGCCCAACAGUGUAUCCAUGUCGACUGGGUCAGUUUUCGCUGGCUGGAUGAUGCAUCGCACAGGCAAAUACAAGAUGAUCAACCUUAUCUGUGGUUUGUUCCCGUUCAUUGCCACUGUGCUCAUACUCCAGAUGAAAGAGGAUUCUGGGCCAAUACAAUCUUGGCUAAGUAUCAUCCCUCUUGGAUUCGGAAAUGCCGUUGUUCUGCAAACCAUGCUAAUUGCUCUGUUGGCUCAUCUUCCUGAAUCUCACAUGGCGGUUGGCACUGGUUUUGGUCAAGUAUUCCGAGGCCUAGGUCAGGUAGGAGGUGUCGCAAUUUCCUCUGCUAUCUUUCAGACAAAGUUGGAUGGUGAACUUCGGAAACGUAUCGAUGGCCCAGACGCAGAACAGUGGAUUAAAUCCAUCCGACGGUCAGCGCGUUUGAUUCAUGAUCUGGCCCCGGACUUGCAGAGAAAGGCUCGAGAUUCCUACUCUGCGAGUCUCAAAGCCGUGUUCAUGUUUUCAGCCUGCUGUACCCUUCUUGCAUUCCUUGUCCGUUUACCGAUCCCGGAGAAAGACCUCGACAGCCGACCCAAAUCGCAUGCCCCAGCUGACGAUUCAUCGCGGGAAGAAACGGCUAUCGAAGAGGGUUCUGGAGACGUGGAGGCCCCUUCGAUCAAGAAGAAAGUGCGUCGGCUGUCUACCUUUGAGUCUGCCGUAGGCAGUAUGGACUUGGAGAGCAGUACUAUCGGCGGUUCCGCCAGGCAACCGCCACCUCCUUAAUUUACAAGUGUCGAACCCUUGCUUUGGACAUGUUGCCGUCCUUAGAGGCACGAUAGUCCAAACCUUUUCUGUACUCUUUUUCCAUUAUCAAGUUAACGUCAUGAAUGAUUCCUGUGUGGUGACGAGAAGCAAUACUAUGAGGUCGAAAUGGAGCGGGGGAUUAGUCGGGGGCCCUGGUGUACAUAGGCGCGCGCCAUCCUGUCCCGCUGUUUAGUCGCAUCGACAUCAUUAAUACUGAUUGUUUAGUUGAAGGGGAUCUAUUUAUAAGGCGUCAGCGAGU